Messenger RNA from Plutella xylostella (diamondback moth), 659 nucleotides. RefSeq lists its product as uncharacterized. The record is from RefSeq and is a predicted model, not a curated record. Lineage: Eukaryota; Metazoa; Arthropoda; Insecta; Lepidoptera; Plutellidae.
CGACUACAAAUAUUUUUUUCUCAUAUAAAAGGGGACGGUGCAGCCUCCAUCAUCACAGAUUCGAAUCAACUACCUCCCAAGUAAUUAAUUACUACGAACGAAAACUACUUCGAAUAUCAAACAUGAUGUCCAAGACCGUACUAGCACUCUGCGUUGUGGCGUCGGUAGCUGUGGCUGCCCAAGCGCAGGCCGGUGGCUGGCCGAUGUUCGGAGGCUGGGGCGCCCCCGCCGCCGCCCCCGCCUGGGGACUCCCCGCCGCCCCCGCCUUCAUCCCCCCGUGGACCCAGUUCAUGCCCCAGUGGGCCCCAUGCACCACCAUCGGAGCUGACUGCCUCGACUGCCACACUAAGGUUGUCUGCACCAAGGUUGGAGGCAUCGAGAAGGCGUGCUCAGACCCCCUCAAGCCUUACUGCAACCUGGGAGAGUGCUCGGCCACCCCCUCGGCCACUUGCGCCCCCGCCCCCGCCCCCGCCGCCCCCGCUGCCGCUGGAGCCGCCUAAUCACACCCUGAUUAACUCCCACGGGAUAAUACUCAUGCCACUGCCUGGACUAUCUCAGUACGGUUUUUCUAACUGCAUUUACUUAAGUAUUUAUUCUCAACGUUUGUUCAAAUUCUGACGUGUAAAAAUGUGUUUGUAAAUAAAUUUUAUAUGACGCGA